Poeciliopsis prolifica (blackstripe livebearer) is the source of this 2496-nucleotide messenger RNA. Its product is annotated as sodium/hydrogen exchanger 9B2-like. The transcript has 14 exons. NCBI's taxonomy places the organism in Eukaryota, Metazoa, Chordata, Actinopteri, Cyprinodontiformes, Poeciliidae. Gene Ontology annotation, biological process: proton transmembrane transport. Gene Ontology annotation, molecular function: antiporter activity. Bases 60 to 1748 code for a protein of 562 amino acids. Gene Ontology annotation, cellular component: membrane. The record is from RefSeq and is a predicted model, not a curated record.
ACCAUGAAUCCAUGAAUCCAUGAAUCCAUAAAACCAUGAAUCCAUGAAUCCAUGAAUCCAUGAAUCCGGGACACGACCAGCUGAGGUUCCUCCAUGUUUCUGGUUCUGCCAGCCUGAAACCUCCUGCAGGUCCGGUUCACCAGUCUGACCAGUUCAGCACCUGGAGAGUCUCCAUCAUGUUUCUCCACCAGAACCAGAGUAACGCUGCGGGUCACCAGGAGGACAGAGAGAUCAGCGUUCUGCCCCGCAGGAGGACGGAGGAGGACGAGAUGGGGACGUUGGGCUCGUCUUCGUCCUGCUGUCUCAGAGUGAAGGAUCUAUGUCCGCGACCGAACGGCCUCCUCAACCUGCUGCUCACUAAAGCGUUCCUGCUGGUUCUGCUGUUCGGAACCGUCUGGUCCAUAACGGGCCAGGAGUGUCUUCCUGGAGGGAACCUGUUUGGGAUCGUCAUCCUGUUCAUCUGCUCCGUCCUGGGAGGGAAACUGUUGGGUCUGAUCCAGCUGCCGACGCUGCCUCCCCUCCCUCCACUGCUGGGGAUGCUGCUGGCCGGCCUGCUGCUGCGUAACGUGCCCUACGUCGGCGCCGCCGUCUCCAUCCACCCCCACUGGUCUGCGGCUCUGAGGAACGUGGCGCUGGCCGUCAUCCUGACCCGAGCCGGCCUGGGCCUCGACCCCUCGGCGCUGCGCCGCCUCAAAGCGGUGUGUGUGCGCGUGGCGGUGGGGCCCUGCGUGCUGGAGGCCUGCGUCGUUACUGUGGUUUCUCACUUCCUGCUGCGCCUGCCCUGGGCCUGGGGCUUCAUCCUGGGCUUCGUUCUGGCUGCAGUUUCUCCGGCGGUCGUCGUUCCUUCCAUGCUGCUGCUGCAGAGGGAAGGAUACGGAGUGGAGAAGGGGAUCCCGACGCUCCUGAUGGCUGCUGGGAGUUUUGAUGACAUCCUGGCCAUCACUGGGUUCUCCACCUGCCUGGGAAUCGCCUUCUCCACGGGUUCCACCUGGAUGAACAUCCUCAAAGGUGUGCUGGAGGUGGUGGGUGGAGUCGCCGCCGGACUGAUCCUGGGUCUGUUCCUGAUCCUCUUCCCCAGCAGCGACCAGGAGGACCUGGUGCUGCGCAGGACGCUGCUGCUGGUGGGACUCUCCGUCUUCUCCAUCUUCUUCAGCCAUGUUGUUGGCUUCGCCGGCGCCGGCGGCCUCUGUACGCUGGUUCUGUCCUUCCUGGCUGCUCUGAGCUGGAAGACGGACAAGGCGCCUGUGGCGGCCAUGGUCGGACGCUGCUGGGACGUUUUCCAGCCGCUCCUGUUUGGUCUGAUUGGAGCCGAGAUCUCCGUCACGUCCCUCAACCCCGGCACUGUGGGGCUGGGCGUGGCCUGCAUCCUGAUUGGUCUGCUGGUCCGUUUUGUCGUCACCUUCCUGCUGGUCCAGUUCGGAGGUUUCACCCUGAAGGAGAAGCUCUUCAUCGCUGUGGCCUGGAUGCCUAAAGCCACCGUGCAGGCGGCGAUCGGCUCCAAGGCGUUGGACUUGGCGCGGGACGAAGGCGAUGAGACUUUGAUCCAGUUUGGUCUGGACGUGCUAACGCUAGCGGUGCUAGCUAUCCUGAUCACGGCUCCCAUCGGGGCGCUGGGGAUUGGACUGGCCGGGCCGCGCCUCCUGGCCCGACAGGUCAAAGCAGGUGAGACGGAGACAGAAGCCCCGCCCACCAUCCCCGACCCACCUGCUGAGGAAAAGAGUAACAUGAUCAUUGAGAGCAGACUGUGAUGGUUCUGACCCGAUCAGAACCAGCCCAGUUCUCCCAGCGGGACAAACCCAACUGGUUCAUGAACAUGAAGUUUUGACAUGUUAGAAAAAACAGAAACAAAAUGGCUGAAAAUGAAAAGAAGCUUCUUCAUUUCCUGGAUGUUUUCUUCUGCUUGAUUGUUUUAUAUGAAGGUUUAUUCUGCGUCAGUGAAAAGUCACUAAUUCUUUGAUCACAUUUAGUGAUUAUUAUUGGAUGUUUUUAACUUUAUUAUUUCUGCUGAGGAUAGAAACAAACUUUAUUACACAGAGGAAACAUUUGGUGUUUUAUUGUGGCGGGAACUACAGGAAGUGGAGUCGCUCUGCGGUCAGGAUGAGGCUGAAGCUGAAGACAUCUACAGGAACCGAUUCUGGGUCAGAACCGCUCCGUCCACCAGACCAACAGCUCCUCAUUUAAAACACCUUGAAAGAGUUCAGAAGCGGGUCAAACUGGUUCCAUGUUCAGAAACCCAGGCAGGAGUUCUGGACUGGUUGAAACGUUUCCUUCAAAAUAAAUCUGAUUUUAAUGUAACUUGAUUUCACCAACAUGACUCAGGUUGGUCCAGAUGUUCGGACCUGCAGUUCUGUCCCUCAGCCUGCACCGGGCCCGGUUCCACCAGAACCGGCUCCUCCUGACAGGUUCUGUGUGUUUCUGUUAGAAACCAAAGUUCUGCUUUCGUAACCAGAACUGGACCUUCUGAUGCUGCAGCAAUAAAAACUGAAUUUAAUCUAA